AUGCCAAAGUUCUCCACAUACGACGAGUUUAGUGAUCCAUUUGAUCAUAUCAUGCACUACCAACAACUCAUGACCCUUGACAUAGGGUAUGACGCGCUGUUGUACAAAGUCUUUCUGGCCAGCCUCCAAGGUCAGGCUCUCUCAUGGUUCCAUUGCCUCCAGAUAAAUUCCGUCGAUAAUUUCUGGGAUCUCUCGGAGGCCUACGUGGGACAAUAUCUGUGCUCAGCACAACAUAAGCAAAAUAUCAGCACCCUGCAAAACAUAAAAAUACAGGAGAAUGAAUUGCUGAGGGAAUUCGUAAAACGGUUUGGGCAAGCUGUACUCCAAGCAGAGUCUUAUAACAUGGACGUUGUCCUCCAAAUAUUUAAGGGGAGUAUCUGCCCAGGCACACCUUUCUUCGAGUCCCUUGCUAAAAAGCCCCUCGUAACUAUGGACGACCUGCUCAUACGGGCGAACAAAUAUUCCAUGCUCGAAGACGGUGUUCGCGUAGCCACUCAGCAGAUCUUGGUUACUAGCCAACCUGUUAAGAACAAUGCGGUUAGGAACCCCAAAACCGUGAGCCAAAGAAGGCAAUCAAGUAGGGGGCAAGGCGAACAGCGCCAGCCGGACCAGUCUAAUCUCACCCCCCUUAGUGUGUCAUAUGAGAAACUCAUCCCCAUGAUCCGUGAGCUUUCCGACUUUAGGUGGCCAGAGCCCCUAAAAAUGGACCCAACCAAGAGCGAUUGCAACAGAAAAUAUGCCUAUCACAAAGAGCAUGAACAUACUAUGGAGCAAUGUAGAAGUCUCCACUACUUGGUGGAGAAACUUAUAAAAGCUGGACACUUGAAACAGUACAUCCGCUCAGAAGGAAAAAGUGGGGAGACAUCCUAA
Molecule: messenger RNA, 870 nt
Organism: Vitis riparia (riverbank grape)
Lineage: Eukaryota; Viridiplantae; Streptophyta; Magnoliopsida; Vitales; Vitaceae
Exons: 1
Coding region: 1-870 (289 amino acids)
Source: RefSeq, a predicted model, not a curated record